This is a messenger RNA of Adineta ricciae, 794 nucleotides long. The record is from the annotation of a GenBank genome assembly. NCBI's taxonomy places the organism in Eukaryota, Metazoa, Rotifera, Eurotatoria, Adinetida, Adinetidae.
UCAAAUUCAAAUCUAGUCAAAUCCAAAUCCAACUCCGAUCAAACCCAAUCAAAUCCAACUCCAACUCCACUCAACUCCAGUCAAAUCUAAGAUUUGGAUUUGAUUGGAAUUGGAUUUGGUGCAUCCCUAGAUAAAACGGCAAUCGGAUAGGGCAUUUGCACUCAAGAGGAUUUCGUUCGUAAAAUGAAGAAUAUGAAAUCAUACAGCUUGAAAAGAUUCCUAUGACACCAUCGAUGACAAGCUCUCUCAUCAGGUCUCCGACGUAGUGAUCAAAAGUUUAUGACAAAAAAUCAAGAAAAUAGAUUCGUCCAACAUUCAAUAAGAAACGCUAUUAUCAAGCACCUAAUCAGGCGUUAGCUGAGAUUGGUCUUCAAAAAUCUUUGAAAUCCUUGAAACUUACAGUGAAAAACCUACGUCUCUUCUGAAAUUUCUUUUCAGUUUCUGCGAAAACCUCGUCAACAGUGCCGUUAUCACGUCGGAAAAAGAAACAUGUCUUCUUCUGCUAUGCAGAAAAGGAUGAAUCUGAUUUAAGAAUUGCUGCGUUGAGGACUUAUUUCAUCGAGCGACGAUUAAGAGUUUAUCAUCCUAGAGAAAAUGAAGAUAUCAACACAGGAAUUGCAGUAGGUGUGGAGAAUGCUGCUGUGGUUCUAGUUUUUCCAUGUGCAGCAUUACAAAUGUCAAAAAGCGCAUCAAAAGUAUUGAAUUACGCCGAUCAAAUCAAAACUCCACUUCUGAUUAUUAAAAUUUAUGGUGAUUUUCAACCAACACAGUGGCUACACUCUAAAAAAAAUUAG